AAAAUGAAGAACAAAACACUUGAAGAGGGUGGAAGCUUUAGGCAUGUCGUCCAGAUUGCAGAAUGCAUUUUAAUUGCCGAUGAUCAUGGAAUGACAUCUAAAGUGGAAAAAACACGAUCGAAAGGGGUGCUUCACGACUGAUAGCAGGCACUUAUAGCGCAUUAAUAAAAACCAAGUGUGCUCUUUAGCAAGGCAACAUUUUAUAGCGAAACAUCAAGCCAAAAACAGUUGACUGAGGCGAUAAUCGAAACAGUUCGACAAUGAGUUUUAUACCAACAGAACACCAGCAUAGGCGUCUAAACCCUUUGACGGGUCAAUGGAUUUUAGUGUGCCCCCAUAGAAUGCUUAGACCCUGGUCGGGACAACAGGAAUCACCGCAGAAAAAUGAUUUGCCUGAAUUUGAUCCAAGUAAUCCCUUGUGCCCCGGCGUGACGAGGCCCAAUGGCGUUAAAAAUCCCAGCUAUGAAAGCACGUUUGUUUUUACCAAUGAUUUUCCAGCUCUAUUGGAAAAUAUCCCAGCACCACCGGAGAGUGACGAUCCUCUGUUUCAAGCUGCUGCUGCAAGAGGUACUUGUCGUGUCAUGUGUUUUCAUCCAAAGUCCAAUUUAACCUUGCCGUUGAUGAGUCCGGCCGAAAUUGGAGUGGUAAUUAACGAAUGGAUAAACCAAUUCAAUGAAUUAAGUGCCAAAUACACCUGGGUGCAGAUCUUCGAAAACAAAGGUUCCGCAAUGGGAUGUUCCAAUCCUCACCCCCAUUGCCAAAUAUGGGCCUGUUCUUUUUUGCCAUCAGAGCCAUCGAUAAAAAAUGAUAACCUCAAAAAGUAUUUUCAAAAAUAUAAGAAGCCACUGCUACACGAUUACGCAGAGAAAGAAGUGCUACGUAAAGAGCGAGUCGUUAUAGAUAACCCCGAUUGGUUAGUGGUAGUGCCAUAUUGGGCAGCAUGGCCAUUUGAAACAAUGAUCAUAUCGCGUAACAACAACAAACGCAUUAAUGACCUGACCGAACAGCAAAAGAAGAAUCUAGCUCUGGUCAUAAAACAGCUGACAACCAAAUAUGACAACUUGUUUAAAUGUUCUUUUCCAUAUUCAAUGGGUUUCCAUGGUGCUCCAACUGGUUCGAUGUUGAACGAUGAUGACAGCCACUGGACUUUACAUGCAAUUUACUAUCCUCCAUUGUUGAGAUCAGCUACUGUUAGAAAAUUUAUGGUGGGUUUUGAGUUGUUGUGUCAGGCUCAAAGAGAUUUAACAGCGGAACAAGCGGCCCACCGUUUAAGGGAGUUGGAUGGGGAGAAACAUUAUUUGAAGGAAUAGCGCUGUGAAGAAGAAGUUUACCACAAUGUAAAACGUUUGUAAUGUAAAAAACUUGUUUCAAUUGUACCAAAUGAGUAAUAAAAACCAAAAAUUAUAUUCUAAA
This is a messenger RNA of Musca domestica (house fly), 1413 nucleotides long. RefSeq names its product probable galactose-1-phosphate uridylyltransferase (gene Galt). The record is from RefSeq and is a predicted model, not a curated record. The coding region runs from base 261 to 1310 and encodes 349 amino acids. The transcript has 3 exons. Gene Ontology annotation, cellular component: cytoplasm. Gene Ontology annotation, molecular function: zinc ion binding; UDP-glucose:hexose-1-phosphate uridylyltransferase activity. Lineage: Eukaryota; Metazoa; Arthropoda; Insecta; Diptera; Muscidae. Gene Ontology annotation, biological process: beta-D-galactose catabolic process via UDP-galactose, Leloir pathway.